UGUGAUGUGUUUGCUUCACCAGUUCACAUCUCUCACACCAGACCAGAUUCACACAUCAUCUCUGAGGAGCUCAGUGCACUGCAUCUUCUCCAGAAUCUACGACAUUCAGCAUGGUUUUCACUGUAUGUAUGAGGGUCCUCCUCGGGAUUAUUCUGCUUUCUUGUAUUCAGAGUGUGGUGAAUGAAAAUGUGGACAUUAACACCCUUUCCAGGAUUCAAACAUUUUUUCAUCUAAGGUACAUUUUCAUUAUGGGCCAGUAUGCAGUGGCCAUAAAUGUCCUAAAGAGGCAGUGUGAAAGUGUUUUCUAUCCAUCAGAAAGUAACUUUAUGCUGAAUGAUAAAUCAGCAGACGUUAAACCUAAAAUAAAUCCUGACAGCAAGUAUGUCUACAGAGGCACUGAACUCAUCGCUGCAGGGCGUCAUAGAGAUGCACAUUCAGAGUAUUUACUGAUGAAUCCUCAAAACAAUUCUCCUCUGAGAGACUUAAUGAAUAAAAAAAAGGAUGGAUGUGUGGUUUUCUAUACCUUAAUAUCUCCCUGUAUAGACAGAUGUCUUAAUAAUAAUGUUAAUAAUAAUAUUAUACCAGGUCUUGAUGAAUUAAAGGCAUACCAGGGAAUUAAAGCCUUUGUUUACACAUAUAUCUAUAAUAAUGACCAAAACAAAGAAAAUCUGCAUGAGGAACUAAAGAAGAUUUCUGAUUGUGUGCCACUUUACCGCUGUAACCAAAAAGGUUGUAUCCCCUGUGGAAAACCAGGUUCAGAUGUACAAGUGGAUAACCAAUGUUUGAAUUAACAAUUAUGUCUCAGUUGCUAACUUGAGUUUCUUGUGUGACAGCAAUGCUUUAGAUUACCUGAUGUGCUGGUAAGCUGCUAAGUCUUUUGAAGAUAUGCUUCAUUGCUCAAUUGGAAUCUUUCAUAUGUUGCCUUUUGCUUUUUCUUUCAUAAAGUUGACCUAUAUUUCUUACACACGAGUAAAUUCUGACAGGAGAGCAAAAAUGUUCAUUCGAAAUUGUUGUUUUAUGAAAAAAGUACCAGUAAAUUAAAGCCAUUAUGACCAUAUGGGUUGGACCACAAUGUUUUUCAAUAAUCUUUGUAUUAAAUUGCUCAUCUGUUUAUGCUUUUUUUGACAAUAUUUGUAAUGCUUCCAUAAACGCUGCUUGGAAAAAUAAAUGCAUUUGUAAGCACCAUC
This is a messenger RNA of Carassius carassius (crucian carp), 1187 nucleotides long. RefSeq lists its product as uncharacterized. The transcript is spliced from 3 exons. Bases 111 to 791 code for a protein of 226 amino acids. The record is from RefSeq and is a predicted model, not a curated record. Lineage: Eukaryota; Metazoa; Chordata; Actinopteri; Cypriniformes; Cyprinidae.